Chenopodium quinoa (quinoa) is the source of this 1151-nucleotide messenger RNA. RefSeq names its product probable RNA-binding protein EIF1AD. The coding region runs from base 371 to 898 and encodes 175 amino acids. Gene Ontology annotation, biological process: translational initiation. Gene Ontology annotation, molecular function: RNA binding; translation initiation factor activity. The transcript has 5 exons. Lineage: Eukaryota; Viridiplantae; Streptophyta; Magnoliopsida; Caryophyllales; Amaranthaceae. The record is from RefSeq and is a predicted model, not a curated record. Gene Ontology annotation, cellular component: nucleus.
GCCGUAGUAGUGGAGUACUAAAGAUACCGAUGCUUACAGUUGUGCCACCAGAAAAUGUAAAAUCCAGAACAAAAGAAAGAGGAGGACCGAAGCAGUAGAAGUGUAGCACAAAACUUUAAUCCGCUUCCCCAUUUCGCCGGCGUUUGCUCGUCUCUGUCCUCAAUCGACGACGAAAACCUUCGGUUGGAAAGCGUUGUGACUCCUUUAUCGGCUGUCGCUUGGACUCCACUUUGGCUGUUAUUCUCUCUCCUCAACUCGCCGGGUUGCAAUGCUUGUGUCAAUUGAAUAGGUAAUAGGAUUAUUGCUGCCGCUUGUGGGUUUAUCGGAACAGCAACGUUUUCAGCUUUUCGGGGAGAUUGUGAAGGAUAUAAUGGGGAGAGGGAGGAAGAAUUUGAAGAGGGAGGUGGAAGAGGACGACUUCACUCUUCAACAAGGUCAAAGUAUUAUGCAAGUUGUGUCUCUUCGAGGUUCCAAUCUUAUUGAGGUAACAGAUGGAAAAGGUGAGAAGUCGUUGGCUCUUUUUCCCGCCAAAUUUCAGAAAAGCAUGUGGAUAAAGAAUGGGAGCUUUGUUGUUGUCGAUGACAGUGGUAAAGAGGAGGCUCUUGAGUCUGGUAGUAAGGUGGGAUGCAUCGUAUCCCAAGUUCUCUUCCAUGAUAAAGUUAGGCGUCUUCAAAAAAGCUCUGAUUGGCCAGAAGCAUUCAAGUCACAAACUAUUGACAGCUCCACUAGAAAUUCCCCAAGACCUGUUUCUGAACAGGAAGCGGAAGAUUCAGGCUCAAGUGAUGAUGAUGGACUUCCACCACUUGAAACGAACAUGAAUAGAAGGAGGCCGUAUGACUUGCAUUCAGGCUCAGCAUCAAAUUCUGAUGCAGAUAGUGACACUAAUGAAGAGUCUUAGACACAGAUUUCUGGUAAUUUCUUUGUAGCUUUUAGAUGUUAUAGUCAGGUGGCACUUGCACAAACAAUUAUUACUACUCUUUAUAUUCUCUCUCAAAUCGUGCACAGAAAUGUGUUCUAAGCAAUUUUUGUAGUGUUAUCUAUGUAAUAUUGAAUAGAUCCAGGUGGUACAUGUUAUUCAGAUAACUGUAAAGUAAAUUCAGUGCUACUGAUUAGUUGAGUUUAUUUGCUAUUAGUAUGCUGUUAUGAUCGCA